AUCAAAAGAAACGUUUCUUGGUGGACAGGUGGCACGAUGAGAUUAAUUUGAUAAAUUUUAUUUUGCAUUUCUCUUUCUCUUCGUGUGUUCUCUCUUCUCUCUCUCGCUCUGUCGACGAAAUCGGCGAUUCCGAUCGAAUUUUUUCUUCUCUUCCAAUUAAUUCCCACGUCUGAUUCUCCAUGGAUUCAGCGUCGAUUUGGUUCCGGUGAAACUCAAAUCGAGACCGCUCUCGAGAAAGCUGAACUUGUUACCAAGGAGAAAAAUAGAGCUGAUGUUGUUGCUAUGAACGCUGAGAUCCGCCGGACCAAGGGUCGAUUAUCGGAGGAAGUUGUAAAGUUGCAGAGACUUGCUGUCAAGAGGUAGCUUGGCUGAAGAAGUUAAAGAGUUUGUGGAGAAGCAAGUGAAACUGUCUGAUUCAGUGCUCAAAACUUGCGAAUCCAAGGGAAAGCUCCAUGAGAAAUUCACGAAAUUUAUUGACUACCCUCGUUACGGUACGCCCUUUAAGCGAGGGAACAAUUACUUUUACUUCCAUAACUCAGGUCUUCAAGCUCAGAGCGUGCUCUAUGUUAAGGAUGAUUUGGAUUCUGAAGCAGAGGUCUUGCUUGAUCCUAAUACUCUUAGAGCAUCUGCAUCGCCGUAUUUUCACACCGUCCGUCACAUUUUAUUUUUUUAAUUUAAAUCGAAAUUAACCAAAUAUUGAAGAAACGUAUCUACAAAACGGACGUAUUUUCGUCGGUCCUUCAUAACACGUGGCGGCGUGUUAUUUGUUUCUGUCGUUUGGGUAGGAUGAGACCAAAAAAAUCGUCGCCAAAAACUUAGCUCACCAAUUUUGCCGGAGAAGAUGCAGCAGAGAAAGCCGACGGCGGGAAGACCCAGUGGUACCGAUGGAUCCGAUUUCUCAUACCGCUCGUCUCCGUCCUUUGAUCUUUGUUCAGGUUGCAGACGCAGCAGAGUAAACCUUUUAAGGCUCUAUACGGCUGCAUCUAACAUUGUUAUGGUUCUUUCCGUGUUUUGUGCUGUUAGGAGCAGAUUAACAAUGGAGGAACGGGAUAGCUCGGGAACAACAGCGAAGCUUGAGCUUGCAGGGUUCAUUUGUGCUCAAUUAGGUUGUUACGGGUUCCCUUGUGAGUAACAUGUCUCCACCUACGAAAGCAACAUAGGGAGAAAGAGAAAUCGGGGUAGUGUCAGUGUGUGAUUCUCCUACAUGAAGAGAUUUGAAGGACCAAGUGAAGGACACCAAUGCUAAUACCAAGCUUAAGAAACUCUCAAAAUAAGAAUAAAAUAUUUGAAGGACCAAAUAUUGUCCUUCACCGAUGCACAUGCCCUUAGUGAUGAUGGAACUGUUUCUUUAAACACUUACUGUAUCAGUGAGGAUGCCAAGUAUUUGGCUUAUGGUCUUAGCUCUAGUGGUAGUGAUUGGGUUACAAUCAAAGUGAUGAAGAUUAAAGAUAAGAAAGUGGAGCCUGAUACUUUAUCUUGGGUUAAGUUUAGUGGAAUUACAUGGACAAAUGAUGGGAAAGGCUUUUUCUAUAGUCGCUACCCUGCUCCACUGUGAGUCUUUUGUUUUAACCGAAGAGCUUGCUGCGAGAAAUGAUUUGGUGCUUGCACUUCCGGCAAGGAUUGAAGCCAUACUUGAUGGCACUGCGUUUCUUCUUUCCUUUUUAUUAUUAAAAAUUGCAUUAAAAAACAACUAAGAAACACAAUAAUGAAGAUAGUCUAACACAGCUAGCUGUGGGAAUGACUAAAACACCCAUGUCACAUUUAUGACAACAACUAUAAAAUCAAGGUCAUUACAGUAUUUUCCAAACUCUUCCCAAUCUCGAUAGCUUCAUCGUUUUUUUUUUGUCAAUCACUUCAUCGUACUGGUCGGCACAAUUGAAAUUGAAGUUGUUCUCUUCUCUUCCUUAAACUACAAGGGCAAAAGAGUGUAUAAUCUUGAGAUGGGAUCCAGGGACCAAAAAGUAAAAUGGAGCUGGAGCUCAGCCUUAAUCGGAGCAGUAUCAGCAACAGCAGCGGCCUCACUCCUCAGCGCCAAGCCAAAAGAUCCAACGUUCCACCUUAUCUCCAUAGACCUCACCUCACUGAAAUUUAACCUCCCUAUCCUCGACGCAGAGCUAAUGCUUACCGUACACGUCACUAACCCUAACAUCGCACCCAUCCAUUACUCCUCCACCACCAUGACGAUCCUCUACGAUGGCACGGUUCUUGGCUCGGCAGAGGUCAAGGCUGGCUCGCAGCCGGCGAGAUCUUGUCAGCUACUCCGGCUACCGGCGCGUCUUAACGGGAUGGAGCUUGCGCAACACGCGCGGCAGUUCUUUUCUGACGUGGCGAAGAGAGAGAUGAAACUUGAGGCUAAGCUUACGAUUGAAGGAGCGGCUAAGGUUAUGUGGUGGGAUCAUAGUUUUAGGGUCCACGUGGAUAGUUUCGUUACCGUUGAUCCUGUCUUUCUUGAUGUUAUUGGUCAAGAGAAUAAGUCUCAGAUGGAUCUGUUUCUUACUUGAACUUAAUUUAAUUGUACCAUUUUUA
Molecule: messenger RNA, 2526 nt
Organism: Camelina sativa (false flax)
Lineage: Eukaryota; Viridiplantae; Streptophyta; Magnoliopsida; Brassicales; Brassicaceae
Biological process (GO): defense response to other organism; vesicle-mediated transport; response to desiccation
Cellular component (GO): endoplasmic reticulum membrane
Source: RefSeq, a predicted model, not a curated record